AAGGAAAACUCAAAGAAGGUGAACGCUCAAAAUUAUGGAAAAAAAUAUUUCGGAAAAUUACCAACUAUAUAAAUAAUAAUAAAACGCGAUUAAUCGGUAUGAGCCCUGACAAUGCUAUGACGUUGCGAGAAGUGAUUCCCAAAGUAACUAUCAAACCUAAAAGACCUAUUGGUAAAGAUGAACUGCGAUUACAAAAAGGAACGACUGUAAGAUAUUUAUUAAAACCGGGUGAGUUGGAAGGAGGACACGUUCAUAGGAAAACUGAUCCAUACUUUUCGUUGCGUGUUUAUCGUAUUAAAAAG
Ambispora gerdemannii is the source of this 302-nucleotide messenger RNA. The record is from the annotation of a GenBank genome assembly. Lineage: Eukaryota; Fungi; Glomeromycota; Glomeromycetes; Archaeosporales; Ambisporaceae.